Saccostrea cuccullata (small rock oyster) is the source of this 1656-nucleotide messenger RNA. Its product is annotated as E3 ubiquitin-protein ligase TRIM71-like. Gene Ontology annotation, molecular function: protein binding; ubiquitin protein ligase activity; zinc ion binding. NCBI's taxonomy places the organism in Eukaryota, Metazoa, Mollusca, Bivalvia, Ostreida, Ostreidae. The record is from RefSeq and is a predicted model, not a curated record. Bases 1 to 1656 code for a protein of 551 amino acids. The transcript has a single exon. Gene Ontology annotation, biological process: protein monoubiquitination.
AUGGAUCCCCGUUAUAGUGCUCAAGACAUCAUAAGAUGUGAUCUUUGCGAGAUUCAUGUGGUACAAAGUCAUUGUGAGCUCUGUCAAGUCAAUUUAUGUAAGAGCUGUGUAGGUGAGCAUCUUUCUACUUCAACAAAAACACACAGAGUCGUGCCAUAUAAAGAUAUUGCCUUGACUCGUAAGUUCCCAAAAUGUAAAAUGCAUUCAAAAAUUUGCGAACUUUUCUGUGAGAAAUGUAAUAUUCCUGUCUGUUCAUCCUGUCUCACCUCAGGUAAACAUAAGGGACACCAUAUAUCAGAUAUUUUACAAAAACUCAGUACCAAAAGAAAAGACAUUGAAAAAGAAUUAAAAGAACUUGAAACAAUAAUUUUCCCAAAAUAUGAAAAAAUUGCCCUAGGCAUUAACACAAAAAAGAGCAACUUGGAAACGCACUACAGGAAAGAGACCGCAGCCGUCAUCAAACAAGGAGAAAAUUUGAACAGAGUAAUUGACAUCAUUGUCAAUAAACGGAAAUCUGAAAUUGAUGUGGUCAAAAAUAUAAACCUGGCUGCCCUAAAUAAACAGGAAAACUGUAUCACAAAAAUUACUUUAGAAGUGCAACAAACUAUUGUUUACCUUAAGAAAAUUCUUCAAUCCAGUGAUAUCUUCGCACCCUCUAAAAUUAAAUCCACAAAUGUCAAAUUCAGACUUUUACCUUUAGAAGUCAAUGUCUCAUUACCAAUCUUCUCUCCCUGGAAGAUCAGCACAAAACAGCUAGAUCAAAUGUUUGGUUCUCUCUCGGUAUUUUCAAUUUCAAAAGAGGAACAUGGUCGCAUAUUGGACACACCUAAUGUUGCAUCCUCUCCUACGGCAAAACAACUACCAGUGCUGGAAGAACCAAAAAUCAUCAGCACAAUUUAUACUGGGAAUAGUCUUCAUAGUGUAGCCUGUUUCAUUGAUGAAGAAAUAUGGACAAGUGGGAACGGCUGUAUCAUGAGACUCUACAACCUGCAUUGGAACCUUUUGAAAUCAAUUAACUCCAAGUCAAGGAACAGUCCAGGUGACAUAGCAGUGAUGAGGAACGGGGCUCUAGUUUAUACGGACACAAAUGCAAAAACUAUCAAUGUUGUGACUAAAAAGAAGAUAGAAGAACUUAUCAGAUUCCAAGGAUGGAAACCUGAUUCUGUCUGUAGUACCUCCUCUGGUGACCUCCUGGUUACUAUGGACAGUGAUGACGGAGAAAAUUCAAAAGUUGUCCGUUACUUUGGAUCCACAGAGACACAAACCAUUCAGUUUGAUGAUAAAGGUCACUCUUUCUAUUCAUAUGGUCACAGUAAAUAUAUCUGUGAGAACAGAAAUAUGGAUAUUUGCGUGUCUGACUACGGAGCCAGUGCAGUUGUAGUGGUUAAUCAGGCAGGAAAACUCCGAUUUAGGUACACUGAUUCAAAUGCAUUAAAUUUUGCUCCAAGGGGCAUAGCAACAGACAGCCAGAGUCAGAUCCUGAUAGCAGAUUGUGAAAAUCACUGUAUCACUAUCCUCAAUCAGGAUGGAAAUCUCCUUUCCUACAUCAAUAACUGUGAUGUAUAUCUUCCGUUUGGUAUAUGCAUAAACUCCAAAGACAACCUUGUUUUGGCUGAGUUAAGCAGUGGUGUGGUAAAGAUAAUUAGAUACAUGUAA